AUGACCGACGAGUACCGCGUCGUCUCACCAACGGGAAUGAUCCCUGGAGACCUCGCGCUCCGGCCAAUACCUUCCAACCAUUCCGUCACGCCACCCGCACUUCGAGAUCCCGAGAUGGCGAGGGAGCUCAAGAAUGUCAAGCUUGUCACCUUCGUGCCCAACGAUCCCGAAGACCCUCGGAAUUGGUCGAAGCUCUACAAAUGGUACGUUACGGCUGUCUGCGCAAUGUCGGUAGUAGAAGUCGCGUUUGCCUCAUCUGUUGUUACCGGUGACUUCGACGGCCUCAUGGCGGACUUCCACAUGGGCCUUGUCGUCAUUUCAUUGAGCGUCAGUCUCAUGGUCUGUGGGUUCGGACUCGGACCUCUAUUCUGGUCACCUGUUAGUGAGAUUGUUGGUCGCCGACCGAUUUGGAUUGUGCCGACGAUUGUUUAUGUUAUCUUCAUCAUCCCCUGUGCUGUUGCACCUAAUAUUCAAACGCUGCUCAUCUGCCGUUUCCUGGCCGGUCUCUUCGCCUCUGCACCACUGACACUCGCCGGCGGUACAAUCUCUGAUAUCUGGGACAAUGAAGAGCGUGGCUUCGCCAUCGCACUUUUCGCUGCAGCACCCUACGGUGGACCAGUUCUCGGCCCAAUUGUGGGAGGCUUCGUUGGCGAGAAUGCCGGCUGGCAUUGGAUCUUCUGGGUCAACAUGAUCUUCGCCGGCGUGAUGUUCCUGUUCAAGGCAACAAUCCCAGAGACCUACGCACCAGUCAUCCUAAAGCGACGUGCUGCCAAGCUUAGGAAGGAGACGGGUGACCCCAACAUCUGCACCGAACAAGAGAUGUUCAAGGUCCCCUUGGCAGAGAUGAUGAAAGAUACUCUAAUCCGGCCAUUUGAGAUGCUUGUGACGGAGCCAAUUCUGCUUCUUCUCUCCAUGUACAUUGCCCUCAUCUACGGUCUUCUGUACGCAUUCUUCUUCAGCUACCCAGUCGUCUUUGGUGGAAACUACCAGUGGAACGACGGGCUCGUCGGCCUUACAUUUAUCUCUGUUUGGAUCGGUCUCUUCCUCGCUCUCGCCGUCAUGCCAUUCCUGCAGAAGGACUACAUGAAGCGCGUAAAGGCGAAGGGCGGCAAGGCCGAGCCAGAAGACCGUCUCGUCGGCAUGAUGGUCGGCGCCAUCUGGGUACCCAUCUCUCUCUUCAUCUUCGGCUGGACAAGCCCCCCGGCGGUUAUGCCAGGCGGCGGCAACUGGGUCGGCCCUGUGAGCUCGGGCAUCCCGUUCGGCUUCGGCAUGGUCACCAUCUACUUCUCCGCCAACGCAUACAUCAUCGACGCCUUCCCCGGCUACGUCGCCUCCGCGCUCGCCGCGAAGACCGUCAUUCGUUCUGGCUCCGGCGCGGCCAUGCCCCUGUUCAUCACGGCCAUGUACCACAACCUCGGCAACGGCUGGGCCGCGAGCACGUGGGCGUUCAUCUCCCUCGGCAUGCUCCCCAUCCCCUUUCUCUUCUACCGAUUCGGAAAGGUCAUCCGUUCAAAGUCAAAACGUGCCACUUCAGCAUGA
Messenger RNA from Phanerochaete carnosa HHB-10118-sp, 1539 nucleotides. RefSeq lists its product as uncharacterized. Gene Ontology annotation, biological process: spermine transport; transmembrane transport. Lineage: Eukaryota; Fungi; Basidiomycota; Agaricomycetes; Polyporales; Phanerochaetaceae. The transcript has 7 exons. Gene Ontology annotation, molecular function: spermine transmembrane transporter activity. Bases 1 to 1539 code for a protein of 512 amino acids. Gene Ontology annotation, cellular component: fungal-type vacuole membrane. The record is from RefSeq and is a predicted model, not a curated record.